AUGUUCAAACUUAUAGCAUCAACAUUUGCGCUCGACAAUGAGGAAAAACUUGGAACGACGAAAGAAGACACGGCUCUUUCAUCAAAUGUUCCCGAAAUUAAGUCUGCACAUGAGUUGCUUGUUGAAGCAUCAACUGAGCAACCGAUAUUGUCAGUAUCGACGACAGAUGUAACUGAAAAUCCACUGGAUGCUGAGGAUCUAGUCAACAUAACCAGCACAAAGACUACCGAAGUCUCAAGUACAGAUGCUGUAGAAUCAACUGCUGCUGCAGAUGAAUUUAAAGGGUUGGAUAAAAUAUCAACAACUCAAUCAUCCAUAUUAACAAGUGCCGUCACCGAAGGCACCCUACCCGCAGAGAUAACUGCCGCAGACCCAUUUGCAACAUCAUUUACAUCUUCUGCUUCAAGUGUCAUAUCUUCAGUAAAGAACAACAGUGAAACGGUAGUCGAAGCAAUCGGUACAACCACUGAUAUGAGUCAAUCGUCUUCUCAAAUAAUCACCAGCACAAUCUUCGAAAGUGCUCAUUCAACUGAGUCAUCACUUAUUGUCGAUGAAAUGUCAUCAACAACCGCGCAAGCAACAUCAUCGAUCAGCGCAGCAGAAGCUAACAGAUUCAUUAAUGAAGAGCAGGUGGCUUCAAAAACAACUGAGACUGGUCAGCUGGGGUCGUCAUUAUUCACAACGUUGUUAACAUCAGAAACAACACAACAUGGUCGUGAUAUACAUUUGUUGAAGUUCGAUCAGUUGAAAAAUUUCAUUGAAAGCAGUACAAUAGCUGAAGAGGAGGAAUCACUCAAUCAAGAUGGCGAUAUCACUGAUGAUAGCUUCUUCGUUGCUGAUAAAUCGCUUUUUAAUGCCGAAGCGAAUCCUUUCAGUGAACUCACCAUUUCCAGUAGCGUUUCCAGCCAACUACCAUCGUACAUUGAGGAAAAUUCCAACGAUCAAUCAGAGGAGAAGUUAGGAAAGGAAAAUGAGUGGGCAGAAAUCGAUACAAAAAUUGAUCCUCAGAACAAGAAUGAACGACACGAAUCAGCCACCGAAGAACGAAUAGUGAACAGUGACAACGAUGAAGAAGAUCACAAUAACGAUCAAGAAACUACUACUGAACCGACAUCGAAGCCAGUGCAAGAAAUAAAUCACGUUGAAGAGCUGAAUGAAGAAGACGAAGGCUCCGAAGCAACGGUAGAGCCAAACGCUGCAGUUGCACCUCAUCAAGAGCCACCGUCCAUUCCUGAACCUGAGCCUAAACCCGAACCAACAACUGGUCCAUAUAAAACGCCAUAUUCACUCCGCAUAACCAAUAUCGACUAUACGCCAGAAUUUGAAAAUCCAAACAGCGGUAAAUCCAGGAAGUUGCGGGACCAACUUAUUCCUGAAUUGGAAGAGAUAUUUAGUGGAAUGUUUACGAGUAGUUAUCGUGGAGUUAGCAUCGAGACGAUAAGGAAAGGUAGUGUUGUGAUUGACGGUAACGUGUACACAUCGACGAGACCGAGUGAUGACAACCAACUAGCCACUGAAUUCGAACAGAGAAUCAGCGCCAGAGAAGCGCAGAUCGGUGGCAAUGAUGUGGAUGUACGAUCUGUAUCACUUAACGGGUUUGUGUCGAAAAAUUACGUUGAACGUGUUCAUGAAGGCUACACUUCAUCAAGUUCAUCGUCCUAUGUGGUCGGUGGUGGAAUAGCAGUUGGCGUUAUCGCAAUAUUACUUGUUGCAUUCGCCGUUAUUGCAGUAAGUUGCAUUCGACAUUUAAACGUCCAAUUGGUGCGAAUUUUCCAGAUGAAUAACCGACGUUCGAAUGGCACACUGAAAUUAAAAGAAGAAAAUAUUGCGAUGACUGAAAAUGGUCGAGGUCCAUGGAAUAACACAUCCCCAGUGAAUUUGUUCGUUUCGUCCAACUUGUUUGAGUUUCUAUUCAUUAUCUGCAUAAUGUCGAGAAGAAGUGUCCCCUUGAUUCGAAAAAGAAGUGUCCCUUGA
This is a messenger RNA of Anisakis simplex (herring worm), 1974 nucleotides long. Lineage: Eukaryota; Metazoa; Nematoda; Chromadorea; Rhabditida; Anisakidae. The record is from the annotation of a GenBank genome assembly.